This is a messenger RNA of Oreochromis aureus, 6928 nucleotides long. RefSeq names its product protein kinase C, beta b (gene prkcbb). Bases 282 to 2324 code for a protein of 680 amino acids. Lineage: Eukaryota; Metazoa; Chordata; Actinopteri; Cichliformes; Cichlidae. Gene Ontology annotation, biological process: protein phosphorylation. Gene Ontology annotation, molecular function: zinc ion binding; ATP binding; diacylglycerol-dependent serine/threonine kinase activity. The record is from RefSeq and is a predicted model, not a curated record. The transcript has 17 exons.
GCGCUCUGAAGAAAAAAGGAGGAAGCAGAGGGGAGGCAGUGCAGCGGCAGCCGUCUGCUCAACCGGAGGACAAGACAACUUAAUCAGAGAAGAAAAAAACCCCAAACUACCGAAAACUAUCCAUUAGCUGGUCCCAGCAUCGCCGACAACACCUCCUCUCGGAACAACCCACGAAAGAAAGACUUUCCGCCUCUCCAGAGAGCGUCUGUUUCGGGCACCUGCAACUUGAGGUAGUUCAUUUCCAACAACCAUUAAGGCAGCUGCUUGAAAACACCGGGAGAAUGGCAGACUCGGCGGCGGCCAACAGUGAUGGGGAGGACGGACCCCGCCAGCCUAUGAGGGGGUUCGCGCGCCAGGGAGCUCUCCGGCAGAAGAACGUGCACGAGGUGAAGGACCACAAAUUCAUCGCGCGCUUCUUCAAGCAGCCCACCUUCUGCAGCCACUGCACCGACUUCAUCUGGGGUUUUGGCAAGCAGGGAUUUCAGUGUCAAGUGUGUUGUUUCGUGGUUCACAAACGUUGCCAUGAGUUCGUCACUUUCUCCUGUCCAGGUGCUGAUAAAGGGCCCGCGUCAGACGACCCGAGGUCAAAGCACAAGUUUAAGAUCCACACCUACUCCAGCCCCACCUUCUGUGACCACUGUGGCUCCCUACUCUAUGGCCUCAUACACCAGGGCAUGAGAUGUGACCACUGUAUGAUGAACAUCCAUAAGCGAUGUGUGGCCAACGUGCCGAGUCUGUGUGGCACAGACCACACUGAGAGGAGAGGUCGCAUCCAGAUCACCGCCGAGGUUAAGACCAAUGUUCUCACUGUUACCAUCAAAGAGGCCAGGAAUCUGGUUCCCAUGGACCCCAACGGUCUGUCAGACCCUUAUGUGAAGCUUAAACUGAUCCCGGAUCCCCGCAGCGAGAGUAAACAGAAGACCAAGACCAUAAAGUGCUGCCUCAACCCCACCUGGAACGAGACCUUUAAAUUCCACCUGAAAGAAUACGAUAAGGACCGCCGUCUGUCCGUGGAGGUGUGGGACUGGGACCUGACCAGCCGCAAUGACUUCAUGGGAUCACUGUCCUUUGGCAUCUCGGAGCUCCAGAAACAAGGGGUGGAUGGAUGGUUUAAGCUGCUCUCCCAGGAAGAAGGCGAGUACUUCAAUGUACCUGUCCCUCCGGAGGGGGAGGAGGGCAACGAGGAGCUACGGCAGAAAUUUGAGAGGGCUAAAAUUGGUCCUGGGAAGAACACAGAUGGGAAGUCAGCCAACGCCGCAUCCCGGUUCGACUCCAAUGGCAACCAAGACCGCAUGAAGUUGUCUGACUUUAACUUCCUCAUGGUGCUGGGCAAGGGCAGCUUUGGCAAGGUGAUGCUGGCAGAGCGUAAAGGAACCGAGGACCUGUACGCUAUAAAGAUCCUGAAGAAGGACGUCGUGAUCCAAGAUGACGACGUAGAGUGCACCAUGGUGGAGAAGAGAGUGCUAGCUUUAUCUGGAAAGCCCCCUUUCUUAACGCAGCUGCACUCUACCUUCCAGACUAUGGACCGUUUGUAUUUUGUCAUGGAGUACAUAAACGGCGGAGAUCUCAUGUAUCAGAUACAGCAGGUCGGCAAGUUCAAAGAACCUCACGCUGUAUUCUACGCUGCAGAGAUAGCGAUUGGUCUGUUUUUCCUACAUCAAAAGGGCAUCAUCUACAGAGAUCUGAAGCUGGACAAUGUAAUGCUGGACUGUGAGGGCCACAUUAAAAUCGCAGACUUUGGCAUGUGUAAAGAGAAUAUGAAUGAUGGAGUCACAACCAAGACCUUCUGUGGCACACCGGAUUACAUUGCUCCUGAGAUUAUAGCCUACCAGCCUUACGGGAAAUCUGUGGACUGGUGGGCCUUUGGCGUCUUGCUCUACGAGAUGCUGGCUGGACAGCCUCCAUUUGACGGAGAGGAUGAAGAUGAGUUAUUUCAGUCAAUCAUGGAGCACCACGUCUCCUAUCCCAAGUCAAUGUCCAAGGAGGCUGUCGCUAUCUGUAAAGGGCUGAUGACAAAGCAUCCAGCAAAACGCCUGGGCUGUGGUCCAGAGGGGGAGAGAGACAUCAGAGAGCACAGCUUCUUCCGCUACAUGGACUGGGAGAAACUGGAGAACAAGGAGGUGCAACCACCCUUCAAACCGAGAGCUUGUGGACGAGAUGCCGAAAACUUUGACCGUUUUUUCACACGCCACCCGCCGGUGCUGACCCCUCCCGAUGAUGAAGUGAUUCAGAAUCUGGACCAAGACGAGUUCCAGGGAUUCUCCUUUAUCAACUCAGAGUUCACAGGAAAUGCUGCUGCCACCACUGCCACCGAGCAGGCUUGAUUACAGCUCAUGCAUGGACACAUGGACACACACGCAAACAUACACAACUGUUUCUCCAGGAUCAGUCCCUACCUAACCCUGAGAUACACACACGCAUACGCAAAUGUGCCAUCUUAAAUUUAUGAUGAUUUCUGAUGCUAGUGUCAUUAAACUGACAGACAAAGUGAGGUUUUAUAAGAAGAACACACAUUUGUUGUUCACACUGUUGCAGCUUGGAUAAUUCGUUGGCCCCUUCUUGAGAUUUAAAGGCUUGAUUUCGUGUGCUGUAGCACGAUUUAAUUCGAGAUUUCAUUGAGAGCUUUGGAUAAAUGCAUUUAUACAAAUGUAUCAUGAUUAAAUGCAAUCAAAUCACAGCUUUAACUUAGUACAGUGCAGCAUACAGUAUGCAGUUAGCCUUUUCUUAGCACUGAGAGGGUUAUUACUAUACAUCGAUCACCUGCAACAUUAAAACCACCUGGCUUAUAUUGCCUAGAUCCCUCUCCUAUCACCAGAACAGCUCUGACUCAUUGCAGACACACAAGAGUCCCUGAGAUGUCCUGUGAUAUCGAGCACCAAGAUGUCAGCAGCAGAUCGUGCAAGUUAGAUCUGGGGAAUUUGGAAUUUAAGACCUUGAGCUCUUUAAGAGCAUUCCUGAAGAAGUUUUGCAACAUUGUCCUGCAAAGUCAAGAGCUGCUGUCGUCAGCCACUGCCAUGAACAUGGUGUGUUAUUCAUUUCUGCUGUCGGUGGUUCAAGUGUUGCGGAUGAUCGUUCUAAACCAGUUUAGAACAAUAGCGUGCAUGACACAGUACAUACCAAGAAGCAUCUGACGUGCUUUCUAAAUCUGUCUGUUUUUGCAUCUUGGGUGAUUUUCAAAUUGUGUUGCUUGCAGUGUGAACAAAGAGUUUGUGUUUAAUUUAGCAUGCGCAAUCAGAUAAAGGAUUAGAAAUUAAUUAGGAUCUUUUAAAGUUCAUAAAUCAUGGAUUUCGAAACCGAGGGACCAAAAUAAUUGGAUUUCAUAUAGCACAGUUAGGGUGUGACUAAAAGGGUGAUUAUAUUUUAAUAAAUGCAUUUACUAAAACUUUUACAAUCUAACUAUAGGAUUUCACAACUAAACAACCGCGAGACUUCCUGUGUAACAUAGCUUUGGCACUCCAUUUUCUAACUUUUAUUCAGGUGGGAAAUGUGAUUUAGCUUUUCUUUUACCCAUUCCUCAGCUUUUCCAGUGCAUUUUGAUAAGACUAUAAUUUUAGUGUGCUUCUUAGUGGGCUUAUAUUAAUAAUAGUGUCUGUGUGUUUAUACCUAUAACUGGAAUGCUUGACAUGCAUGCAUGAGUUUCUAUAUCAAGAGUAGCCCUGGACCUUGUCUCCCAACUGCAUUUUAGCAUCUUUGCUCAUGGAGUAUUAUUUUAAUAAUUAAUACUGCGAGUUUUCAGGUUUGUACCACAAAUAUCAAAUUUUAUGUAAUUUCUGUCCAUAAAAAAUGCUGUUGGGAAAUGUAGUCUUUACCGAGGGUGUGAGUCAGACAAAUAGAUAAUGCCAUUUCUUGUACUCUGAUCUGAUGUCUGUUAAGUAGUAUUUAAGCGAUGAAAAAGACUAGCAGUUAUUUCUUUGUGUUUUAUAAAAGCAUGAUUCCAAUACCUGACCAUUUGUUUACAGAGUGUGUGUGUGAGUGUGUCGGUACAAGCAUGUUUUGUGUUAGGGAACAAGUACUGUCUAUGGAAACACACUUAUGUGUUUGCAUUUUUGUGAGUCCAUACUGCCUUCCCAGCUCCUUGCCUGGCACUGUGUUUACAUUUGUUAGCGUGGUGAAUGUCAGCAGCCCUCUUUAAAUCGAACAGUAUUAGUGUGGUAGAGGUAGAAAGCAAGAGAUAAAAGAAGAGAAGAAAAAUCUAUUUGCAUUUCAGGAAAGAAAUAAAAGAAAUUAGAAUAAAAUGUUUUACUAGCAGUCAGAAAUGUACAUCUCUUUCUGGUCACAAGAGUGAUCCAAAGCCUCUAGAGACCAGUUGGCGACCUCUCACAACCUCUGGUCACUAGGACUGGUUGGCAAGUGGUUGCUAACAGUUGGUAGGUGAAACUGGUCACAAAGAGGGUGCUACACCAAAAACUUGGUCCUUGAUUGCCACAGUCACCCACAGUUUGCAAGUAAGACACUGGCUCUGCAAUCAGUCUCCAACCACUUGCUGACUGGCAGUGAAUUUGACACAAACUGGAGAUAGUUUGGCUUCUCUAGUUUUGCAUUGCACUUCUCAUGGUUUCACUGCUUCAGCUGGUGAGAUUUUGAAGAAAAGUUUUAAGGGUGACCAACGCAAUCCCAAGGAGGUUUUUGGUGCAGCAUUGUCGUAUACCUCUUUCAGAUCAAUUUCACCUAGCAGUGCAUCAAUCAAUCUCUAGCAUCAACCAGUUGACGAGAAUCCACGCAUAUCCACUAAUAUCUACUAGUAUCUACUAGUAUCCGCUCAUCAACUGGUUGAUGCUAGGGGUCACAGGUCGGUCUCUAGGUCUGUGCGGCUGGGGCUUUAGAAAGUCCAAAAUCUUUAGUUUGGUUGAACAGUGAUGCCAAAUUCCACCUCUGUAGACCUUGGAAAGCACCACCUCAAACACACGGCUGAUUUGCAGGUUAGGAUUUCUUGUCUGAAAGUCAAAAGUGGGCCCAGGUCUCUGCUGUCAAAAUGCAUGUUUAAGUCCUUGAGCAUCUUUAAAAGUUACUUAGCCUAUGAAAAGUUUCUUUAAGAACAGAAAAUCAGAACAAUCAGGCUUUCCUGGGUUUUUGGUCUACUUUUCUAGAAGUAGGAGUUGAGGUUUAACCCACUGUGAUUUGUGUUUUUCAAGCAGCCGUCUGUGUUUGCCUUAAGAAUCAUUGGGACAGAAGGUAAAGUUACAGUAGGCCUCCUGAAGUAGAAAACUGUGUUUUCUCUUUUGUUCUCCCUAGUGAGCAAUAAUCCUGUUAGUGAUCUACAUAUCGAGGCGGUGAGGUUAGCAGUAUGUCUGUUCAGCUCAGGCUUUGUGUCUCUUUGACUGUAGCCACUUAUUAAAGAGGGACAGUGGAGGAAGUCGUUGGAGGGUUUUGUUUGUCUGCAAAGUUGGUGCGGUAACACUCUGGUUCAGUAACUUUCUUCUUGUAUAUCUGCAGCUGAUGAUUUUUGUUCUGGUGGCAGCUGGAGGUCUUCAGGCGUUCACUUAGUUUAAAUGUUAAUUAUUGUUGUUGCCAUCAAACGUAACUCUUUAAAAUGAGUUGAGGAGAAAAUAUCGAGCUUUUUUUUUUUUUUGAAUUGACCUUACUUGAGAUUGGGUAGAAAAUAUCCUCUAUGUCCCCAGCAAAAUAUUGAAAGCCUUGGUGCAGGAGGUAUCAUUUACUUGCAGAUCCACUUAUUAUUUGAUAGCCAAAAAAAAAAAGCAACUGCAGGAAUGUUUAGAUCCAGUGUAAUUAUCCUAUUCAAAUAUCAUUCCCUUUUGUGAAAAUUAUUUGGCACACCUGGAUGUUUGCUUAGGUUUAGGGGUUCAUCAUUUAUACUGGGAUUACUGAUAGAUUGCAAUUAUCCUGUCGGCUUCAGUCCAAACAAGCGAUGCUAGCAAAUUGUAGAGGUUUGUGCUCUGCUUAGAAAUGCUAUCAUACAGUAAAUUCACUUGAAUGAGUGGCAGCUAUCUUUGAUUCUAAGAAGCUUUAAAAGAUAACAGUAAAUUAAUCAUAUGUGACAACGAUACAGUAAUGUCUGAUUUACCUAUAGUUGCACAUACUCUGGGCUUCUACAAUGAUUGUAAUUUUCUUAAUUGAUUACUUUAAAAAAAAUGGUAAAAACAAAAGAGCCCUGUCGACUACAGAUAGAGUGAAGAUUGUGUCUAAGGUGAGGAAGGGUUAGCAGGAAACUGACAUCACGAAGAUUUUUUAUCAUCAUCAUUUUGUCACAGAAUACUUUCACACACGGUCCCUUUAAUCCAAUCAGAUGCGAGCAGAGACAGAGGCCUAUAAUAUACCGUAAUUUGGCUUUUGAUUAAAGCGGCCUUGUUUGGAUGUUUUUUGAUUUUAAAUGCUGAGUUCAGCAGGGAAGAAAAUUUCACAGUUUUCUGUCGUUUUUCUUGAGUGUGAAUGAAAAUGUGUUUUUACGACUCAAUGUCGCCUGUGUCUACUUUCUGUGUCGAACCUCCAUUGUCAGUAUUUAUUUCAGCCACUGAAAUCUAACAGCAACAGCAAAUAUAUAAUUAUAUAUACUGAAACAUAUAUACUACUGUUAAAAACUGAUAUAUACAUAUAAUUAUACAUGUGGAGGAAAAGAGAAGUCUUGCUCCAAGAUUUGUGUCUGUUUCGAUGAUUCCUUCCUGCUGAAGGAGAAGCAAAAAAGGACUGUGCAUGAAAAAAACAACUUUUUCUUUGACCUUUUUUAUUAGUUAGAUAUGAUAUAUAUUUAACAUAUUAGGAUGAUCCAUGUUUUCUGUGUCAGCAGUGCUUCAAAGACUGUGUGAUUCUAGCUACUGUUAUUAACGUUAUGUAUGAGCAUACGUAUAUACCGAAAAAAGGAAAGAAAAAAUGCUUUAAAAAUGCUUUCCAUGUGCCAUUCUUUUUCCUUUUUUUUUUUGCUUGUUUUUCAAGAAAAGCCGACAUACCCAAAAUAAAGAAUUUCAAUGACGCA